GCUAUUUCCCCGAUGUGCAAUAGAGUUCUGCACGUUAACAACAUAAAGUUCUGUAUGCAGUGACAUGGAUCAUGGGGUAAGUCUAAAGCUGCUUCGCAGCGCACUUGGCGCAAGUCAAGACGAUAUCAUGAAAGUAAUAAUAGAGCAAAUCCGACUCGGUGAGAUGUACACUACUAUCGGUGAACGCCAUUUCAAGUCUUCAAACUGAAGACGUUCAUUGUAUCGUCGCAAUGCUAUGGGUGAUACUUCGUUUUUGUCACCAGCCCCAACGCCCCCCUUGCAAAUCUGCUGGUUUCAGACUAAUUAGGCCCGUAUUAUUUUUGUAAUAAUAAUUAUCAACUCAGUGAUAUUAUCUUGCUAGGGCUUUUUGUACCCCAUUGGGAAGGAUUAUUUUGCACUUCAUUGCUCCACAUGUUUGUGUAAAGAUGUAAUCCCACUCCUUGAUUAAUCUGGUUCUAGAGAUAGUGCCACUAUUCCCUGCUCACACAGCUACGCUACCAACUCCUGUUCACUCCUGUUUCCUCUCCAUUCACCUUCUGUUCCCUCCUGUUUCCUCUCCAUCCAGCUACCAACUCCCACCCUCGCUUGUUCAUGUCCAGCAUCAUUCCCACAUCGGUUCUUGACAAUGACAACCUUCUGGUAGAAAUCCUUACUAGGCUAUCAUGCACUCGUUCACUUAUUCGCAGCUCAGCUGUUAAUCCCCAAUGGAUGUCUGUAUCUAGAUCUCAGUCUUUCCUUCAGGCAUAUUCUCGUCGCAAUCGCCCGGCAGUGCUCGGAUUCUUGGCAGAGUUCGAGCGUGGUUAUAGUCUCCAUUUUCGUGUUGUGGAUGCAUUAGCUUUUCAAGGUGAGUCGACUAGAGCUCUGCUUCGUUCCCGUAUAGAUGAUUAUUCCCUAUCACAGAAACGCAUACUAGCAUCUGAAUCUGGUGAGCUGCUAGUAAGUAUUAUCAACCCUCCCUUCGUUUCCUCUGAAACGGGCGAGACUGUCGUCGAUGGCUACUACACCUUGUUCCCUAGCUCGUUUCCACCAGUAUACUACUUGGUUGCGUCUCGUAUCCCUCGAGUCCCUCGCAUGCAUGGCCAGCACAGCCCAAACUUUUACGGCCAAUUUGGCAUUCUGCCAGCAGCCGGCCAGAUCGGGUUCUCUUUCUUUGUCAAGGACGCAGCCGGCCCUUUUCUGAAAACAUACGAUGGUAUUAAAUUCAGGUCUAAAUCUGAUUUCCACGUAUAUGUAUGUGUUUUCAGAGGUGGUGUUUGGUCAAGAUUUGUGUCGGCUCCUUUUGAAUAUCGUUCUCCUUGCAUCUUUCACUUAGAUCCUUACUCCGUUUUAGCCGGGAGCUCAUUAUACAUGAUGUAUGUCGUGGGCAUGAUCAUCUGUUUCGACAUUCCUAGCUCUACGUUCACUGUUGUCCAUCUACCAAUAUCAGCCAGAUCCUGUUUUGACUACAGUGUUUCCCUAAACGAGUCUGGCAUCUUGUCUCUUGUUAACUGUUCACAUGGCUUGCUCAAUACGUGGCUGCUUCAACUAGUACACGGCCGCUUGCAGUGGAGCUGUUGCUCAAGAUUAGAUUUAGUAAAGGCAUUUUCUAGCAGGGGUGGACCUACCAUAUGGCAGUCUGCAUUUGGCAUGGAGUACGGGGAGGUUGGCCCUGGUGAUUUCUACUCCGUUCAGAUCAGAUCAGCCAGCAAGAACUCAUCAGUUGUUCUGCUAACCUUCGCAUUCGACCAUGGCAUGUUUGUCGUGGACACUGUUAACGACACUGUUAAUGAGGUUCACUGGUUGCCCGAGGAUGGAGACAUGAGGCAAGCAUUCCCCUUGACGGAGCGUUGGCCACCGACUUUCCGUGACUGAAGACUCCGCCACUGUUUGUUCAACAACUAUCAUGGUCCAACCAUUAUGUUGUGUAUGUAAUGGGAUCCUUGUGUCCAUGAUACUAUUGUAUUGCAUUUGUAAUGAACUCGUUGUGUCCAUGAGACUAUGAUUUUGCAUUCCCCCCUGCUUGUAACAGAUGAACAAUUGAGGAACCAUAAUCUAUGUAUCGGUUUUUCACUUCGCCUCA
Messenger RNA from Triticum aestivum (bread wheat), 2059 nucleotides. RefSeq lists its product as uncharacterized. The record is from RefSeq and is a predicted model, not a curated record. Gene Ontology annotation, molecular function: protein binding. The transcript is spliced from 2 exons. Bases 592 to 1851 code for a protein of 419 amino acids. NCBI's taxonomy places the organism in Eukaryota, Viridiplantae, Streptophyta, Magnoliopsida, Poales, Poaceae.